AGUUUUGAUGUUAUGGCCGUAACAUUACAUACUACUGCGGGUGAUAUCAAGAUUGAAUUGUUCUGCCAAGAGUGUCCGAAAACUUGCGAAAACUUUCUUGCUCUUUGUGCCAGUGAUUAUUACAACAACAAUAUUUUUCACAGAAAUAUAAAGGACUUUAUGGUCCAAACUGGUGACCCCACAGGAACUGGGAAAGGUGGUAAUAGUAUUUGGGGGGCUCCUUUUGAAGACGAGCUCUCCGUAGAACUCCGACACGACGGUCGAGGGACAGUGUCUAUGGCAAACAACGGUCCAGAUACAAAUAAGUCGCAAUUUUUUAUCACAUACGCCAAACAACCUCAUCUUGACUUGAAAUAUACAGUGUUUGGAAAAGUUAUUGAUGGAUUCGAUGCGCUUGAUGAGCUUGAAACUAUUAAAGUUGACGCCAAAUAUCGCCCAGUGGUGGAACAGAGGUAUAUAAUUCAUCAAUAUAAUGUGAGGCAGAAAUUAUAUUCAACCCCUCAAAGAGACUUUGAAGCGGAAAAGGCGAAAAUCAAACAAUCUCAAGAGUAUUUUAAGCAGUACAUUGAAGAAUAUUAUGAAGAGGACAUGGAGGAAAAUGAAGAGGGACUUAUCUUGAAACCUAAGAUUCCUGUUGACGAUUUUAAUGUUGAGUCGCUGGAUGAUAUACUAGGACUGCUUAGACGAGAACGAGCUCAGGAUGUUGUCGUGCUAAAGUUAGGUUCCGAUGGACCAGGUGUUGUUAGUACAAUGGUGAGGUUUUUCAAGAAUGGCUUGUGA
Messenger RNA from Strongylus vulgaris, 780 nucleotides. The record is from the annotation of a GenBank genome assembly. NCBI's taxonomy places the organism in Eukaryota, Metazoa, Nematoda, Chromadorea, Rhabditida, Strongylidae.